This is a messenger RNA of Eucalyptus grandis, 2137 nucleotides long. Its product is annotated as probable zinc metallopeptidase EGY3, chloroplastic. NCBI's taxonomy places the organism in Eukaryota, Viridiplantae, Streptophyta, Magnoliopsida, Myrtales, Myrtaceae. The transcript has 6 exons. The record is from RefSeq and is a predicted model, not a curated record. The coding region runs from base 153 to 1862 and encodes 569 amino acids.
UUGUCGCCACCCUUGUCUCUCCGUCCCUCUGGAACUCUUCUCCAACUUUCUAGACCCUGCUCGGCCAUGUCCAUGCAGCAGGAUCGGCGUCCCGUUUAUAUAGCCAUGGCUUCUCCAUCGAAACCUCACCGCCCAUGUAAGCACCUCCUGCCAUGGCGACCGUGUUCAUCACCAACCCGCGGUGCUCCCCGUCGUUGCCUCUCAUCAAGAAGAGCAACGUGGGACACCCAUUUGGCCAGCGUGCCCGGAUACCCUCUUCUCUCUCGUCCAGGCCCAGCUCCUCCGUGCGGCCGCUCAAGUCGUCCGCCGGAGACGACCGCGAGAACGAGCCCGCCAGCUCUUCUUCUGUAGCCGCGGUGUCCGAAAGGCCGGGGCGCGAGGAUGCAGACGCGGAGGCGACCGAGACGUCGGGAGAGAGCGAGGAGGAGGAGAGGGAGAGGGAGAAGCAGCAGGAAAUGGACUGGAAGAGCGACGAGGAGUUCAAGAGGUUCAUGGGCAAUCCUUCCAUAGAGGCCGCGAUAAAGCUGGAAAAGAAGAGGGCUGACAGGAAGCUCAAGGAGCUGGACAGAGAGAGCAGCGACAACCCGAUCGUGGGGCUGUUCAAUCGGAUCGCGCGAGAUAGUUUGGCCAAGGAGAGGGAGAGAUUGGAGAAAGCUGAGGAGGCCUUCAAAGCUCUUGAUCUUAAUAAGUUGAGGAGCUGUUUUGGCUUCGAUACGUUCUUUGCAACUGAUGUUCGGAGGUUCGGAGAUGGGGGCAUUUUCAUUGGUAAUCUAAGGAGGCCCAUUGACGAGGUCAUUCCUAAACUGGAGAGCAAGCUGUCUGAGGCAGCAGGUCGGGAGGUAGUCGUGUGGUUCAUGGAGGAGAAGGCAGAUGACAUUACUAAACAGGCUUGUGUGGUGCAACCAAAAGCAGAGAUGGAUCUGCAGUUUGAAUCUACCAGGCUUAGCACUCCCUGGGGAUAUGUUAGCGCAGUAGCAUUGUGCGUGACAACUUUUGGGACCAUAGCUCUAAUGAGCGGCUUCUUCCUCAAACCAGAUGCUACUUUUGAUGAUUACCUCUCAAAUGUUGUCCCUCUUUUCAGUGGUUUCAUUUCCAUUCUGGGAGUUUCUGAGAUAGCCACGAGAGUCACAGCAGCUCGAUAUGGUGUGAAACUGAGCCCGUCGUUUCUAGUCCCAUCAAAUUGGACGGGGUGCUUGGGAGUCAUGAAUAACUAUGAGUCCCUGCUACCGAAUAAAAAGGCACUUUUUGACAUUCCGGUGGCCCGUACGGCCAGCGCUUAUCUGACAUCACUAGCAAUCACAAUUGCAGCAUUUGUGGCUGACGGCAGCUUCAACGGUGGUGACAAUGCACUAUAUAUAAGGCCACAGUUUUUCUUUAACAACCCAUUGCUCUCUUUUAUCCAAUUCGUCAUUGGACCUUAUACCGAUGACCUGGGUAAUGUGUUGCCCUAUGCUGUGGAAGGUGUUGGCGUUCCUGUCGAUCCCCUUGCUUUUGCUGGACUUCUUGGCAUGGUGGUGACUUCCCUAAACCUGUUGCCGUGCGGAAGACUCGAGGGAGGCCGCAUCGCUCAAGCCAUGUUCGGCAGAAGCACGGCCACUUUGCUAUCCUUCGCCACUUCACUUUUACUCGGCAUUGGAGGACUCAGCGGCAGCGUCCUGUGCCUAGCCUGGGGACUCUUCGCCACCUUCUUCCGGGGUGGAGAGGAAAUACCUGCUAAGGAUGAGAUCACGCCCUUGGGAGACGAUAGGUUUGCCUGGGGGAUCAUCCUCGGCCUCAUCUGCUUCCUCACCCUCUUCCCCAACGUCGGAGGGACAUUUUCGAGCUCAUUCUUUGAGUCGCCGUUCUUCAGGAGUGACUUUUGAAAGGGCCAUGAUAGAUCCAGAGGCAGUGGAUUGAGUGUGUGAUUAUUACAGUAAUACUAAGAGAGACGGAUGCAGGAUCAUCAUGUAGGAGACCUAAAGUGUUGUGUAGAUUGUGAUGUUAAUGAAAUGGCAAGGAGUAAUAGCAGCUCACUGAUAAUUGUACAGUUCAUCUUCUAUACGAACUGUUGCAGUUGUGCAAGCAUAGUUUGUUGGCAAUUUCUUUGAUUAAUUGGAUUAUGAAGUUUUAUAUGCGAGCUCCACAAUUGCAUUCCUUA